GCUGCCCAAGUCUUCCCGGUCUCCACGCAACAAUGAAGCGUGGGCGGCCCCAGAAGCUUCAUUUGCAUACUGCCGUGGCGUGGCCAAUGGGCUGCGCAGGGGCUUUGGAACGCAGUGUUGCCAUCUGCGUGCGCGCGUGUGUGCUAGUGUGACAGCGGCUGUGGCUGUGGCCGUGGCCGUGGCCGUGGCCGUGGCCGUGGGAGGCGGGCCCGGCGGAGCCCAGCCGCACGGGGAACGGCCGGGGCGCCUGCCCCCCAGUGCGUCGCGACCGCGUGGCCCGGCCGAGGCCAGAGACCACCUAGCCCCAGCCGGGCGCAGUCGCUAUGUCGAUAACCGGGCUGAAGAAGCAGUUCCACAAAGCCAGCCAGCUCUUUAGUGAAAAAAUAAGUGGUGUUGAAGGAACAAAACUAGAUGAUGAAUUUCUUGACAUGGCAAAGAAAAUAGAUAUUACCAAUAAAGCUGUUGCAGAAAUUCUUUCAAAAGCUACAGAAUAUCUUCAGCCAAAUCCAGCAUACAGAGCUAAGCUGGGAAUGCUCAACACUGUGUCGAAGAUCCGAGGGCAGGUGAAAACCACUGGGUACCCACAGACGGAAGGCUUGCUGGGCGACUGUAUGCUGAAAUAUGGGAAGGAGCUCGGGGAACAGUCCGCAUUUGGCAGUGCACUGAUAGAAGUUGGUGAAGCCAUGAAGCUGAUGGCUGAGGUGAAAGAUUCCCUUGACAUUAAUGUAAAGCAGACGUUUAUUGAUCCGCUUCAGUUAUUACAAGACAAAGAUUUAAAAGAGAUUGGGCAUCACCUGAAAAAGCUGGAAGGCCGCCGCCUGGAUUACGAUUAUAAAAAGAAGCGAGUAGGUAAGAUACCAGAUGAAGAAGUCAGACAAGCAGUAGAAAAAUUUGAAGAGUCAAAGGAGUUGGCUGAAAGAAGCAUGUUUAAUUUUUUAGAAAAUGAUGUAGAACAAGUCAGCCAGUUGGCCGUGUUUAUAGAGGCAGCUUUAGACUAUCACAGACAGUCCACAGAGAUUCUGCAGGAGCUGCAGAGCAAGCUACAGAUGCGAAUAUCAGCUGCAUCCGACAUCCCCAAGCGAGAAUACCAGCCAAGGCCCAUAAAAAGGAGUUCUAGUGAGCUCAAUGGGAUUUCCACUGCCUCUUUAGCAAAGACAGCAGCCUACAGCAGACUGGAAGCAGCAGAGUAGAAGGGCCUGAGGGACUGCUUCGGAAAGGCCCACUGGCAGCAGGAAAAAGUGACAGGUCGCAGCCUGACUACAAGGGAGGAAAGAGAAAAACUAUAAAAAGCAGGAAAAAAAAUUCAAAAGGCACAGCAGUCUUGGGCAUUUAUUAAAAGAACAAAGUGCCCUCUCAGGUUCUAACGUUCCCAUGGACCAACCCUGCUGUCGUGGUCUCUAUGACUUUGAGCCAGAAAACCAAGGAGAACUAGGAUUUAAAGAAGGGGACAUCAUUACAUUGACCAAUCAAAUAGAUGAAAACUGGUAUGAAGGAAUGAUACACGGGGAAUCUGGAUUCUUCCCCAUCAAUUAUGUUGAAGUGAUUGUGCCUUUACCUCAGUAAAUGUGUAACUCGAACUUUGGACAUACUUUCAUAACUGAAAUGAAUUCACACCAAUGCUCUCAGUGUGGUGUUCUGUGACAUCCUUGCUCUUUGACCAGCUUAACGACUUUUGUAUGUGUAUUCUCUUUUUAAUAUAUUUUGUAUCACUUUAAUUUGUAUAAAUGACCUUCUUGUCUUAGCUACAUAAAAAUAUACAGUUUUCUUUUUUGCUUAUUGUUUUGAAAGUCAUUGGUUAAAUGUAUGUGCUUCUUGUUGCUAAAAACAAAUGACACCCGUUGGCGUUAUGUCAGUGGAUUGCUAUAUUCCUCAGCUGCAAUGGUUUUUAAAGGCAAAACUUGAAACUAAGAAAUGCUAAAUAUUUUUUCUUGACAUUACUGAUGGCCUCCAUUUUUUUCCCUUCAGCGUGUUUUGGCUUACCUGAGAAUAGCCCAAUAAAUAUGACAGACUG
This is a messenger RNA of Trichechus manatus latirostris (Florida manatee), 2011 nucleotides long. RefSeq names its product SH3 domain containing GRB2 like 3, endophilin A3 (gene SH3GL3). The coding region runs from base 324 to 1190 and encodes 288 amino acids. Gene Ontology annotation, molecular function: protein binding. The record is from RefSeq and is a predicted model, not a curated record. The transcript is spliced from 10 exons. Gene Ontology annotation, biological process: synaptic vesicle uncoating; endocytosis. NCBI's taxonomy places the organism in Eukaryota, Metazoa, Chordata, Mammalia, Sirenia, Trichechidae. Gene Ontology annotation, cellular component: glutamatergic synapse; cytoplasm; presynapse.